Molecule: messenger RNA, 945 nt
Organism: Mesorhabditis spiculigera
Lineage: Eukaryota; Metazoa; Nematoda; Chromadorea; Rhabditida; Rhabditidae
Source: the annotation of a GenBank genome assembly
AUGGCCCGCAUCGCAAACUACGAGCCGCUGUCUGACGGGCCCCAGCCACCGCCAGCCCCCAAGGGAUCCAAUCGAGAACUCCCCGCCCCGAUCAACUUCCCGCCGACGCUGGCCAGCCUGGCCACCAAGUACCGCAACGAGUUCGAGGAGACGAUCGAGGGGCUCAGGGAUAGGGCUGGAAAGCUACAGGACCAAGCCCCAAAGCUGUUGGCAAAGGCGCAGGCCAAGUUCGACCCUAUCCGCGACGAUGCGCUACGUACCAUCCAGGCCCAGGGUGACGUCACGGCGCCGCAGGGACCCAUAUUUGCCGCGUUGUACUGGGCUUCGAUCCUGGCGACGGCCGCCGGUUUGGCCAGCAUCAUCGCCCCGUUGCUGCUCGGCGGUGUCGUGAGGGCUAUCCUUGGCCGAGAAGGCGCCUUCCUCAUCUCCACGAUCGUCCUCCCCGCCUACGCGUUCUGGGACGUCAAGCAGGCGAUAGCCGACGGCCAAUCGGACAAGGCGAUCCGCUUCCGACUGCUCGGUGUGGCACUGGUCGAGGGUGCCCUCAUCGGCUGUGUGCUGCAGAAUUCAUUCCUGGCCGGAGCCCCCUCUUUCUCCUUCUACCUGUCCGUCGUCGCCAACGUGUACCCCAUGGUCGUCGAGAAGUUUGGGCGCAAUCGGCAGAUGCUGAUCGGUGCCUCCGUCGGUGCCGGAGCCGGCGCCCUGGCCAUUGUCGGCAUUCUCUGGGGUUCAUUCUGCCCUCCGUACAUCCUCAUCACCGCCCUCUACGCCUCAAUCACCGCCGCCGUCCUCCAGUUCCUCUACCGUGACGUCACCAACAAUACGGCCCCAACCUACGUCCACCAGCUGUCCCUGUUGCUCGGGCUGAUGGCCAGCGAUGUGCUCAUCUACCUGGUGCUCGGCAUGGACUCGGAGGCGUACGCCCGCUACAGGCAGAAGGCACGC